Monodelphis domestica (gray short-tailed opossum) is the source of this 2257-nucleotide messenger RNA. RefSeq names its product olfactory receptor 52N1-like. Gene Ontology annotation, cellular component: plasma membrane. Gene Ontology annotation, biological process: G protein-coupled receptor signaling pathway. NCBI's taxonomy places the organism in Eukaryota, Metazoa, Chordata, Mammalia, Didelphimorphia, Didelphidae. The record is from RefSeq and is a predicted model, not a curated record. Gene Ontology annotation, molecular function: G protein-coupled receptor activity; olfactory receptor activity.
UGUUCUGUUUUGGGCCAUAUAUCAUGACAUUCUGGGUACAAGCAUGUCAGUUCCAAAUACCAGCAGCUUGACCCCAAGCUCAUUCAUCCUCAAUGGCAUUCCAGGGCUGGAAGCAGCACAUGGAUGGAUCUCCCUCCCAUUCUGCACCAUGUACGUCAUUGCCAUCACAGGGAACUUUGGCCUCAUGUAUCUCAUCUACUCUGAGGACGCUCUGCAUCGGCCCAUGUACAUCUUCCUGGCCCUGCUCUCCUUCACAGAUGUGCUUAUGUGCACAAGCACCCUGCCCAACACACUCUUUAUCUUUUGGUUCAACCUCAAGGAGAUUGACUUCAAUGCCUGCUUGGUUCAAAUGUUCUUUGUCCAUACCUUCACAGGGAUGGAGUCUGGGAUGCUCAUGCUCAUGGCCCUUGACCGCUACGUGGCCAUCUGCUUCCCACUGCGCUAUGGUACCAUUCUCACCAACCCCAUCAUCGCCAAGGCUGGGCUCCUUACUUUCCUUAGAGGUGUGAUGCUGGUCAUUCCCUUUGCUUUCCUCACCAAGAGGUUGCCCUACUGCCGAGGGAAUCUCAUCCCCCAUACUUACUGUGACCACAUGUCUGUGGCCAAGGUGUCCUGCGGUAACAUAAAGAUCAAUGCUGUAUAUGGCUUAAUGGUUGCCCUUCUCAUUGGGGGCUUUGACAUCCUCUGUAUCACCAUCUCCUACACCAUGAUCCUCAAAGCAGUGGUCAGCCUGAAAUCCGCAGAUGCCCGACAGAAGGCCUUUGGAACUUGCACAGCGCACCUCUGUGCCAUUGUCAUCACUUACGUCCCAGCUUUCUUUACCUUCUUCACUCACCGCUUUGGAGGCCACACCAUACCACCACACAUCCAUAUCAUUAUGGCCAAUCUCUAUCUGCUCCUGCCCCCCACUAUGAACCCCAUUGUCUAUGGGGUAAAGACCAAGCAGAUUCGGAAUUGUGUCAUUAGAUUCUUCUUUCAGAAAAAAGAUGCUUCCUCUCAAAGCAUUUGAGGAACUUCUUUAAAAUGACAAUCAAAGAGGGCAGCUGGGUAACUCAGUGGAUUGAGAGCCAGGCCUAGAGAUGGAAGGUCCUAGAUUCAAAUUGGACCUCAGACACUUCCCAGCUGUGUGACCCUGGGCAAGUCACUUAACCUCCAUUGCCUAGCCCUUACAACUCUUCUGCCUUGGAGCCAAUACACAGUAUUGACUCCAAGAAGGAUGGUAAGGGUCCUAAAAUAAAAUAAAUAAAUAAAAAUAAAAUAAAAUGACAAUCAAAGAAUUGUUUGUCAGCUCCAGGAGUGGGGAAGGAAAGAAGAGAGGGAGGCAGAAUGGAUCAUAUCACUUUGGAAAACUAAUGUGGAAAUGUGUUAUUAAAAAAUAAUAAUUUUAAAAAUAAUAAAAUAAAUUGAAAUAAAAAAAAACAAAAUGCCAAUCAAAUACUGAAUGUUGUUAUUACAUGUAAGGGGGAAAACAAAAUAUCCUUGAAUAAAAAAUACCAAUCAAAGGGAAAAUAAUACAUUCUAUACAUAUAGAUUAUACUUUAGAGGAAAAAACAAACAAAACUUAAUAUCUGUCAUGUCAUAUGAUCUUUCAUAAUAACCCUGUAAGGAAAUCAGAACAAGGAUGAGCAUCAUUUUACAGAUGAGCAUAAAAAUGCUUGAGAAGUUUGAUGGUAUGCCCAAAGAGAGUAUCUUCUAAUUAAUGGUACAAUUGAGACUAAAAGCCAUAUAUUCUGUUUGUAACUCCAAUGUCCUUUUCACUAUCACACUCUCUUUCAGACAGAUUGAGGCUAUCACCUGAGUAAGGCAUGGUCCCAAGUCUUACAAGAUCCUUCCUGUGAUGUGAGAUUUAUGUUAAGAUACAGACUUCUGCUACUUCUGUUCCUUUUAGAAAAACAAACAAAAAAACAAAAAAACCAGGGAACACAGAACAUUCUGAGUAUCCCAAUGGAAACAUGCCUUUUUACUAUGUGGAAAAGGUCCACUGUGGGCUCAGCUUCUUUCUUGUGGAGGUUCUUUGAUUAGAAAAGCUUCAGCUUCAGAGCUAAACUAUUAUUAUCAAAACAAGGGUCCAAGAAAACCCUAAAGGAUUCAUGAUGAAAAAUGCUAUCCACAGCUAAGAAGGAACUGUUGGAAUCUGAUCACAGACCAAAGCAAAUCAAUCAUCUGUCACUUUAUUUCCUUCAUGAGUUUUUUGUUGUAUGUGUGAUGUAUUAGCCAUGACAUGGAGACUAUCAAAAUAUAUAUUGCAUGAAAACAC